Messenger RNA from Fulmarus glacialis (Northern fulmar), 3762 nucleotides. It is a transcript of the gene MYO9A, whose product is annotated as myosin IXA. Gene Ontology annotation, molecular function: microfilament motor activity; protein binding; GTPase activator activity. Lineage: Eukaryota; Metazoa; Chordata; Aves; Procellariiformes; Procellariidae. The annotation marks the transcript as partial. Gene Ontology annotation, biological process: intracellular signal transduction. The transcript is spliced from 16 exons. The record is from RefSeq and is a predicted model, not a curated record. Gene Ontology annotation, cellular component: myosin complex.
AUGUCUUUUCUGUUGCAGGCAUCGCUCAACAAGCUGAUGGAGACCCUUGGCCAAGCGGAACCUUAUUUUGUCAAGUGCAUUCGAUCCAAUGCCGAAAAGCUGCCCCUGCGGUUCAACGACAGCCUGGUGCUCAGGCAGCUGCGGUACACGGGGAUGCUGGAAACUGUUCGCAUUCGCCAGUCAGGAUACAGCUGCAAAUACUCCUUCCAGGAUUUUGUCAACCAUUUCCAUGUCCUUCUGCCACAAGGAAUCAGCCCGUCUAAGCACAAUAUCCAUGAUUUCUUCCGGAAAAUAAAACUCGAUCCAGACAAUUACCAAGUUGGAAGAACAAUGGUUUUCGUGAAGGAGCGGGAGCGGCAGCUUCUGCAGGACCUGCUCCAUCAGGAGGUGCUGCGCCGGAUCACGCUGCUGCAGCGCUGGUUCCGCAGCAUGCUCUGCAGGAGGCAGUUCCUGAGCUUAAGGCAAGCUGCAGUGAUCAUACAGAGAUUUUGGCGUCGUUACCAGAGCCGAAAGCAAGGCGAACCAUCCCUGGACCCUUUCGUCCUCGGCAAAGCCGCCGUUGUUCUCCAGACCCACUGGCGUGGCUUUGUGGAGCGGCGGAGGUUCCUGCAGAUGCAGUUUGCAGCCCACCUCAUCCAGAGCUGCUGGCGGGAGUACACCAAGCGGCGGCACGACGCAGCCACCAGCAUCCAGGCAGCCUGGCGAGGGCACCGUGCAAAGCAGUCCUACAUGGCCAGCAGAAACAAAGUCAUCUGCUUGCAAGCGGUGUGCAGAGGAUAUUUAGCACGACAAAGGUUUAGAGCUUUGAAAGAGCAGCGAUUAAAAGAGAUGCAGCUGGAGAACGGCCUGUCAGUUAGAGAAGAGGAUGGACUGGAGGCAGAUGAUGCUUUGGAAAUUAAGGGCUCCGACCCAUCUAAGUGGGAGGACAGCUCAUUUGAAAAGCGAGUGAGAGCUAUAGGGGAACAUAUAUCGCUGAUGGAGAAUAAUCGGGUGAAUCACGUGGACCCACUGGAUACUUCUGCGAAUUUAUUGUACAAAAGGCACGAGAGAGCCAGCAGUCAGAGCGGGAUGGACACCGAAGAGGAGGUCGUUGUUAGAGAGAGACCCAAGUCGCUGGAGGAUCUCAACCAGAAAAAAGUGGUUCGUGCAAAAAGAGAAAACCGGAGGAUGCGUGAACUGGAACAGGCAAAAUUUAGCUUGGAGCUGCUUAAGGUUCGGUCCACCGGCGGGCUGUCACCUUCAGAAGAGCGGCGGUGGUCCACCGAGUUUGUAUCUGAGGCACUUCAUUCCCCUCAGGGAACCCCGGAGAGCGAAAGCUCUCAAGGGAGCUUUGAGAUGUUAAGCUGUGAAGAUACCCCAAGUAAUAAAUGCGUUUCCUUAGUUUUAGACGAGCAAGAUGCGCAGUCAUUUUCCACUGACUCUUUGCCUAGCAGCCCCCAGGCUCAUCUGCAGGAGAAGUCUUUCUGUGCGGCAGAUGUGAACAGCAACCUACCCGGUUGCAGAAGGAUGCCUUCAGACUUGGAGCUACCUGAUAACCUCACCGCAAAGGAGCGUGUGGUCUGCGACCCCCAGAAUGUUAUAUACAAGGCUCACCUGAGAGAAACCUUCCUUUCCAGCAACCUACCUACUUUCUAUGUUCCACCACAAGACAACGUGAACGUGAAGCUGGUGGAGAAUAACCUGAGGAACAAAGCAAUGGAAAGAGAGGAGAGGACAGUUACAUUCUCUGAGGUCAGGAAGGACUCUGAGCCAGAGCAGGACAGAGCUUUGGGAGGGGAGAAAGAGAAGUCCUCUACCAAGAGAGAGGAACGUGGGACAGCAACUGCGACACAGGCCCAUUCUCCAGACUCUGUCAUCAAGAGACUUGAAAAGCUCAACGUGGAGAAGGAGGAACGGCAAAAGCAGCUUCAGCUGCAAAAUGAGAGGGAGAUGAUGGAGCAGAUCCGUCAGCAGAAGGAAAUUCUGGAGAGACAGCGCAAAGCCUUCGAGCAGCAAGGGAGGGUGGAGGCUUUGCAGAGGGCUGAACAGAGCAGAAUGAAGGACCCCUCCCUCAAACCAACCAAAAAACCAGACAGCCGUCCUCAAUCAGUCCUCAUCCUGCACCCCCAGAGCAGAGGGGAGCACGGCCCCACCACAGGUGUGACUCCAACCUCAUCGGUGGACAUCAAAGGUCUCACCGUUGGGACCAGGGGAAGCUCUCCAGCCCACAGUGCCCCCAAAGACAGACCUGUCAGCAUGUUCGUGGAACGAAGAGAAGGUCAGUCGGGACCAGCGCUGGAACCCCGGUGCCAUUCCAGACCGGCUCUGGACCCCAGGGACCUCCCAGGCAGCCACUUCUCGAGGACGGAGCGCCUCCGGCAGCCCCGAGUGCCCAACCAAGCCACCGAGGAGACGAGGGCAAGCGCUAUGUUCUUCACGCCGAAAGACAAUCCCUUCGGCCUCCACAGGGAAGCAAGUCAUCAAUGCCAUUCCAAGGGUGAGCUAGCUAGGAAGCCAUUUAAGAUGCCAGGGUCUGGCAGAGGAGAGGUUCCCAGACCGACCCAUAAAAAGAAAGCCCGCAUGGCGCGGACGCGCUCCGAUUUCUUGACUAGAGGUACUUUUGCUGAUGGGGAGGGGGAUACGGAGGAAGAUGAUUACGAUGCCAAUUUUGAGUUCCUUCUCUCCUCUGACCAACCUCCUCAUCCCGAGGCGGUGCCUGCAGCCCGGCUGGGGCAGGCCUGUUACAGUGACUCCGAAAUGACGGUGCAGCGAUUUGCCUCUGGGGAAGGCCAAACGAAACUGCACAAAACCAUGUCUCAGGGGGAGAUCGGGAAGCUGGCGGCCGCACAGAAGAGCCUGGCUCCAGAUGGGAGGCCUCAGCGAGCCAAGAUGAGGUUCUGGGUGAAGGGAAAGCAGGGGGAGAAGAAGACCCCCCGAGAGAAGCUUGCUACCCAGUCUGAGCUGCUGGAGCUGUACGCAGAGCAAGAAGCCCCCGGCAGGGAGGUGAUGCCUGGCUUGCAGCUUGGCGAAGAGUUGGGUCCUCACCACCUGACCCCUCCUCGGAGUCCCGAGCUGUCUGGUAUCUACCGUCGGGAGUUUAAGGAGAACAAGGAGCCCUCUCCCAAAGUGAAACGCAAGCGCAGCGUCAAGAUCAGCAACGUGGCUCUGGAGCCGGUGCAGUGGCAGAAUGACUCGCUGCAGAUCAUAACCAGCGCUAGCGACUUGAAGAGCAUGGAUGAGUUUCUCCUGAAAAAGAUGAAUGAACUGGAUAACGAGGACAGCAAGAAGGACACGCUGGUGGAUGUUGUGUUCAAGAAAGCGCUGAAGGAAUUCCGACAAAACAUCUUCAGUUUUUACUCCUCAGCGUUGGCAAUGGAUGAUGGGAAAAGUAUCCGCUAUAAGGACCUGUACGCCUUAUUCGAGCAGAUUCUGGAGAAGACCAUGAGGCUUGAGCAGAGGGACUGGAGUGAGUCUCCAGUUAAAGUCUGGGUCAAUACCUUCAAAGUCUUCCUGGAUGAAUAUAUGAUAGAGUACAAACCCCUGGACUACACCGCAGUGAAGGUGCCAAAAACAGAACGAAAAAAGAGAAGGAAAAAGGAAGCGGAUGUGGUGGAAGAGCACAAUGGUCACAUUUUUAAGGCGACCCAGUACAGCAUCCCCACCUACUGUGAAUAUUGUUCCUCCUUGAUCUGGAUAAUGGACAGGGCUUCUGUUUGUAAAUUAUGUAAAUAUGCUUGUCACAAGAAGUGCUGUCUUAAAACCACGACCAAGUGCUCCAAAAAG